Letharia columbiana is the source of this 297-nucleotide messenger RNA. RefSeq lists its product as uncharacterized. The record is from RefSeq and is a predicted model, not a curated record. Gene Ontology annotation, biological process: cellular response to nitrosative stress; nitric oxide catabolic process. NCBI's taxonomy places the organism in Eukaryota, Fungi, Ascomycota, Lecanoromycetes, Lecanorales, Parmeliaceae. Gene Ontology annotation, molecular function: oxygen binding; FAD binding; heme binding. Gene Ontology annotation, cellular component: intracellular anatomical structure. The transcript has 2 exons. The coding region runs from base 1 to 297 and encodes 98 amino acids.
AUGUCGUCACUCCGUCCAGGGCAAGUCAAUUUCAUCAAAGCAACAGUCCCAGUCCUCCAAGAACAUGGCAAUGAAAUCACUACUCGCUUAUACCAGAACAUGUUAGCUGAGAUUCCGGAUCUGAACAAUGUUUUCAAUCAACCAAAUCAAUUCAACGGGCAUCAAGCUGCUGCACUUGCAGGCAGCCUGUACGCCUACACAGCACAUAUCGAUGAUCUCGGGGUCUUAAGCCCAGCGAUGGAGCGUAUCAGCCAGAACACACCUCUCUUUAUGUGCAACCCAAGCAGUGCGACUUAG